AUGAAAAUCCUCUUGGUGAUAGCGGCGGGGCUCCUCUGCCUCGGUCUCGCGGAGGAGGUCAAGGAACCUGUCCAGGAGAAUGAAGUGGAGCCCGCCGCGGUGCCGGCGAAGCCGGCGGGUCCUGGGCGCAGUGGCCGAGCGCUGCAGGUGCGGGACCUGGAGAACCUGUCCAGGUACUUCGAGCAGACGAUGACGAGGCUGUUCGGGACCGAGGUGGCCCGACAGGUAGGCGGAUUCCCAGCGGCGAACCCAUUGCAGUUCCUCCAGGGCCUCUUCAGCAUCCCCGCGACCCUCUUCAACGCCCUGUUCGGGGCGGUCACCCAGGCCGUCACCGCUCCGGCGCGGUUCGCGACGGCGUUGCUGUCCUCCGGCACCUUCCUGCUUGGAGCCAUGUUCCCCAGACUCUUCCAGUCCUUCAACCGCGGCGCCACGGUGACCGUCCAGGAAGUCCAAGACGCCCCCGACGUGAGCAACCUCGCCGACGCCCUCUUCCUCAUCAGCCAGAAAGACCAAGCGGGCGGCGAGAAGACGCAGCAGGCGCAGCCCGACGCCCCCCUGCAGAUCGCCGACGUCCUCAACGGCGUCUUGAGGAACGACCAGGCCGUGUUCGACAACCUGCCGCAGAGGAUCUCCGGGUGGCUACCGGCGGUCUCGAGGCAAACGGCGGGGGCCAUCGGCACCACGGCCGCUCUCAUCUUCUUCGGCACCCCUAUCUCCACUCAAUUCAUGGAAAAUCAUGCUGAUGGAAUGAAUUAUAAGGCAUUACGGAUGCCGGACGCAAGCUAA
Molecule: messenger RNA, 786 nt
Organism: Darwinula stevensoni
Lineage: Eukaryota; Metazoa; Arthropoda; Ostracoda; Podocopida; Darwinulidae
Source: the annotation of a GenBank genome assembly